Messenger RNA from Tachysurus vachellii, 2058 nucleotides. Its product is annotated as gastrula zinc finger protein XlCGF49.1-like. Gene Ontology annotation, cellular component: nucleus. Bases 531 to 1214 code for a protein of 227 amino acids. Gene Ontology annotation, biological process: regulation of transcription by RNA polymerase II. Gene Ontology annotation, molecular function: RNA polymerase II cis-regulatory region sequence-specific DNA binding; DNA-binding transcription activator activity, RNA polymerase II-specific. The record is from RefSeq and is a predicted model, not a curated record. The transcript is spliced from 2 exons. NCBI's taxonomy places the organism in Eukaryota, Metazoa, Chordata, Actinopteri, Siluriformes, Bagridae.
UACGCAGCAUUAGCACGCACCAGAAGCGCGCAAUACGCAGCAUUAGCACGCAGCAUUAGCAUUAGCACGCAGCAGAAGCGCGCAGUACGCAGCAUUAGCAUUAGCACGCACCAGAAGCGCGCAAUACGCAGCAUUAGCACGCAGCAUUAGCAUUAGCACGCACCAGAAGCGCGCAAUACGCAGCAUUAGCACGCAGCAUUAGCAUUAGUACGCACCAGAAGCGCGCAAUACGCAGCAUUAGCAUUAGCACGCACCAGCGCGCUGGAUACAAAAUGUUGCUAUUCUUGUCUUUUGCCCGACUUCCUCACAUACGCGGAAGCGGAACAAACCACUAGCCUGUCGGCUCUCAAGUCAGUUCUUCUCUCCACAAUAAACUGGACCACACCCAGUGUGAGUGUGAACACGGUCGUGUCUUUAUUUUCACGAAGAUGUUGUUCACUUUCAGCUGUACGGACUGACCGGGGUUCGGCUCGUGUGUCGGCUCGUGUGUCUACACCAACUACACCAAGAACUGUGUGUGUCUCGCUAGUAUGUACCACUGCUCAGAUUGUGGAAAGAGUUUUAAAAGAAACUGUAAUUUCAGAAAUCACCAGUGCAUCCACAGAAAGAAGCAGCCGAAUGACUCCUCACAUGGUAGGAAGAGUGUUAGUAGGCAGCGUAAAGGCCAAAAGCGUGAGCAAAUCCACAAGGGAGAGAAGUUGUAUUAUUGUGAGCUGUGUGGCGCUGGUUUUACCAAAAAGUUAAAUCUCCAACGGCACAAGCUCAUCCACACGGGAGAAAGGCCAUAUCACUGCUCCCAGUGUGGAAUCAGUUUUACACGUCAGAGUCAUCUCCAACGACACAAGCUCAUCCACACGGGAGAAAAGUCGCAUCAGUGCGGAGAGUGUGGGAAGAGUUUUAUGCGAGAAGAUCAUCUCAAACAACACCUUCUCAUCCAUACGGGCGAGAAGCCCUUUCGCUGUGAAGAGUGUGGCAAGAGUUUUCGUCAAAAGAGUAGCCUUCAGACACACAUGCCCAUUCACACAGGAAAGAAGCCGUAUCACUGCUCGCAGUGUGAGAGAAGUUUUGUUGAACUGCGUGCUUUACAAAACCACCAGCGGACACAUACAGGUCUGAAGUCGUUCCACUGUUCACAGUGUGGAUUGAGCUUCAUUCAGAUAAGAUCACUAAGGGCUCACAGGGCCCUUAAACAUAAAGCCAAAAGCUCAAAUUAAGAUUUCUUUUUUUUUUAAAGAAAGGUAAAGGGAAAUCCUGGGAUAAGAUGACAAUAUAAAUCGAUUUUAAUAUAGUGCUAGUGUUCAUUGCUUUCAUACAACAUAUCUUAUGAUAUGUUACUAAUAGUUCACUUUCAGAUAAAAUAAGCCUAAUUCAUUGUGCCUUGACUUUGUGCCUAUACUGUGAUCUGCUAAUGUUUGUUGAUGUCACCCAGCUUUGGCUCACUUUCAGUAAGGGGAUUGGGAUUGUUUGCGAGUUCAAGCAAAAGUUAAGCUGUUGGGAAUUUUCCAUUAGGACGAUUGUGUUUGUUUAAGAUAUCUGUAAAAGUCGCAGGCUAAUGAUGGUUGAUUUUUGGGAUGGAUAUGAAAUGUAUGAAAAACUCCAAUCUAAUUUUUGCUAGACGGUUGAUGAAAAGAGUUGUUCUUUAGGCUCCGCCCUGCUCCAGGUUGACAACGUGGAUCAGUCACCACUCAUAUUUGAUCUGUCCAGGCUGCGACUGCCACAGAUAGUUUGUGACUUUGCUCGCUUGCUAUGCAAAUUAAUAUCAAUCUAAAUAACCAUUUUGUUUUAAAUUCUACUAAAACAAUCGGUGUGAAGAAUGUAAAGUAUAUGAUGUGUCUUUCCAAACCUUUUUAUGUAUUAAUCAACGUUAAGAAUUAUUACAAUAUCAAGAACAAUAAUCAACAACAAUGAUUCCACAUCGCUGCCCUGCAAUGAAUUAUUUAAUUCUUGGUAAUUUAAUUCAAUAAUUAUUGUUGAACUUGUCAGCUUUCUGUUGAAUGCUGUCGUGUUUAUUUAUUGUACAAUAACAUCUGAUGUAGUGCAUAUUUCUAUAUAAAAUAA